This is a messenger RNA of Pseudophryne corroboree (corroboree frog), 1332 nucleotides long. RefSeq names its product suppressor APC domain-containing protein 2-like. The record is from RefSeq and is a predicted model, not a curated record. The transcript is spliced from 6 exons. The coding region runs from base 201 to 614 and encodes 137 amino acids. NCBI's taxonomy places the organism in Eukaryota, Metazoa, Chordata, Amphibia, Anura, Myobatrachidae.
GGCCUGGACAAUCGCCAGCUGAACUUAAGAUUAGAGCAGCCGCAGAUAAUGAAGCUUCAAGGACAGGCUGUAAAGGUGUCACGCGUUCCCGGAGCAUCCACAGCGAUGUCCCCUCCGCCGCCGCACGCCUCACCCGCCAAGAGCAGCGCAACCGGCGCCACACGCUGACGAGCGGAAUCGACUACAACACGUUACGUCGCAUGAAAGAACUGGAACAGGAGCGAGAUGCUCUGCUAGAUGGCGUGCAGCUGGUGGACAGAGCCCGGGAAUGGUACAGAGAACGGUUGCAAGAAGCGGAACAGCAGAGGGGAUGGCAGUGCACAUUGGACAAGGCUCCGCCGCUUCCGCAUCUCGGCUCCGCGCUUUUGGUGCAGAUCCAGGAAGUCAACAGGUUCCUGAGUGACCUGGUUUCCUCUCCAGAAAAGGGCCCUCGGAGACAGUCCCCCCAUUCAACAAAGCACCCUGACGCCAUCACCACACUGAGAUACCAGAACCAGCUGCUGACAAGGGAGCUCUCGGUGCAGAAUGAAAGGAUGUGGAAGCUGCAGAGAGAGAAUGAGGCUCUAUACCGGGAGCUAGAGAAGCGUCACAUACACAGAGCCACCUUUAUAUGAGAGCAGCUACGCACGCUGACACCAGACCCUUAGAUGGCAGGACACAGAGGAGCAUGGUUAUGCUCAGAGAGGACUCCAGCCUGCCAUGCACCACCUGGUCACAGGACCGGCCACAGAUGUAUAGCACAGUUAUGUAAACACCUGCAGAGCAUUACUACCCAUGUGACAAUAGCUUUGCAGAACUUGGGUGUGUUGCUAUCAAGAGAUGUUCCAAGACCCGCCUAAUAUUACAGACCCUACGUGACUUCCUACAGCCAGGAUACUGCUCUGUUCCUCAUCUCGCAAGGCCUCUGCAGAGCAUUACUCCCUGUCUCACAUCACAUGCACCGUAUCACGUCCCCUCUACAGGUGUCUCCUCUUCCCCAUCACAACAAUGUCACUGCAGAAAGUGGUAUCCUGCUAUACAGAAUGAGGUGUGUAAAAAGAGAGAUUUGAGUAUCCCUGGUAAUUGGCGCACUAAGAGCAGCGCACCGAUUGAUUCACCACAGUUGACCAUCACCAAAAGUUCAAACAACUCCAACAUACUACACAACAAUUUGUAGGACUCAAAUGGAAGGCGCUUCUUAAUAGAGAUGAGCGGAUUCGGUUUUACUCGGAUUUACUCGGUUCUCAAAACGGCAUCUUAUUGGCUCACGGAUGUCUCGUGUUUUGGAUAGCCAAUCAGAUGCCGUUUGGGGACAGAGUAAAUCCGAGUAAAACCGAAUCCGCUCAUCUCUAC